AUGUUACGACAACCUUUACUUCGUCUUUUCAAUCAAAGAAAUCUCUUGUCAUUAUCUUGUCGAACUGUUUAUCGUUCAGCACUUGAUAAUCCUAAUAAAAUUGCCGUCAUUGAUUCCAAUGGUCGAUAUUCAUAUUCACAUCUUCUUUCAGCUAGUGUUCAGUUACAUGAUAAACUUCUUUCUCUAACUGAUGAUAAACAAAAAUCUGCUCACAAACGUAUUGCUUUUCUUUGCAAUCCAGAUGCAUCAUUUGUUGUUGCUCAAUGGGCAUGUUGGCUUUCACGCGCAAUAUGUAUUCCACUUUGUAAAGAUCAUCCACAAUCAUUACUUGAUUAUUAUAUUGAUGAUGCUAAAUGUUCACACUUAAUUGUAUCACCUGAAUAUGAACAAUUACUUCGACCACUUGCUGAUAAAUUUAAAAUACCAUUAAUUAUUAUUACAAAUAAAGAUAUUGAACUAGGUAAAACAAAACAAAAUAUUCCAUUAACUAAUCAAGAACAAUUUGAUAUUUUUUCGAAAAAUUCCGAUGAUGCUCUUAUCUUAUAUACAUCUGGAACAACAGGCAAACCAAAAGGUGUUGUUCAUACAAUAGCUACAUUACGCGCACAAAUGGAUGCAAUGCUUUCAGCUUGGCGUUUAACAAAAAAUGAUACAGUAUUAAAUGUUCUUCCACUUCAUCAUGUUCAUGGAAUGAUAAAUUGUGUUAUGUCACCACUUUAUGCUGGUGGAACAGUUGUCAUGAUGAAUAAAUUUGAUGUGGAACAGACAUGGGAUCAUCUACUCAAUGAUCGUAAUCCAUCAGUUAAUGUUUUUUCAGCUGUACCAACAAUUUAUAUAAAAUUAAUGGAACAUAUUAAAACCUUGUCAAUAAAAGAUGUGAAAAAAUUAUGUUCAGAUCACAUACGACUUUUUCUUUCUGGCUCAUCAGCUUUACCAGAAUCGAUAUUUCAAAAAUGGCAUGAAUUAACAGGCUUUGAAAUUGUUGAACAAUUCGGUUCAUCAGAAACAGGACGUGUUCUAUCAAAUAAACUUGAAGGAAAAAAAAUAGCUGGUCGAGUUGGUCUCCCAAUGCCUGAUUUAAAAGUACGUUUAGUACAAAAAGAUGAAAAUAAUAAUGAUCAAAUUGUAGCUGAAGAACAUGAUGGAAAAGUGGAAGGUGAAGUAUAUGUUAAAGGUCCUACAAUAUUCAAAUAUUAUUUCAAUAAAGAAGAAGCUACGCGAAAAGCAUUUGAUUCUCAUGGAUACUAUAUGAUGGGAGACAUGGCUGAGUAUGAUAAAAACAAUAAUACAUUUCGUAUACUUGGUCGAUCAUCUGUUGAUAUUAUAAAGUCUGGCGGUUAUAAAAUAUCAGCAUUAGAUAUUGAAGCAGUUAUUCUCCGUCAUCCAUUUGUUAGUGAAUGUGUAGUUAUUGGUGUGAAAGAUUUAGAAUGGGGAGAACGUGUUACAGCUGUUGUUGUACUUCAAUCAGGCAAAAAAGAAGAAGAUUUAACACUUGAACAAUUACGUGAUUAUUGUAAAAAGAAAUUACCUGCUUAUCAAUGUCCAACACAAUUAAAAAUUGUUGAUAAACUUGAACGAAAUGCUGUUGGAAAAGUAAAUAAAAAAGAAUUAAAUGCGAAACUUUUCCCACCAUCAUCUAGCAACAAAAAAUAA
This is a messenger RNA of Rotaria sp. Silwood2, 1653 nucleotides long. Lineage: Eukaryota; Metazoa; Rotifera; Eurotatoria; Philodinida; Philodinidae. The record is from the annotation of a GenBank genome assembly.